Molecule: messenger RNA, 120 nt
Organism: Spirodela intermedia
Lineage: Eukaryota; Viridiplantae; Streptophyta; Magnoliopsida; Alismatales; Araceae
Source: the annotation of a GenBank genome assembly
AUGGAUGGAACAAAGGUAAAAGCCAUCAGAGAAUGGACAACACCCCGAAGUGUUAAAGACCUACAGUCAUUUUUAAGGCUGACCAAUUAUUACAGAAGAUUCAUAAAAGGGUUCUCUUGA